CUCUACUCUCGUUUAACACACAAUCGGCCAUCGCUUGCAAAAUAAAUAAUAGAAAAGAACACACAGAAGUGAAAUUCAAUUAAAUAAAUAGUAUUUAUUUAUGCAUCAAUCGUUGUGAUUGACAUAUAGCAAAUCGAAAAUAUAUAGCAUACAUGCAAUUUAUUUGCAGUGGUGUGGCGUGGCGCAGCUGGAGGCUUAAAUAGGGCAGCGGCGUGGCGAGGCGGGGCGACGGAAGACGAGUGUAAAGAAGCAAUUUGUGGAUUUGGAGCACGCAGGCUGUUUGGUGAAAUUUCUGUUGUUGUUGCAGCGCCACCUCCUGCCCACAGCGCGCACACACACAUUCACACACAUACAUCGCAUACAAAUACAAGAUGCUGUGUAUACAAUAUUAGCGAGGAGGAAAAUUUAUGCUUUUGUAAACUAAACAAAAGCUGUGAAAGAAACGAAACAACAAGCGGAAAGUGGAAGCUGGUGAAUGCAAAGUUUAGAAUUUUUCAGUCGGUAAACAGCGCAUGCAAUGGCAACAAGUCAAGAGCAGCAACAGCAGCAAGUUGCAUCAGCCACAGCCGCAACUACAACAUCAGCAACAACAUCUCCCCUAUUAAGACAACGACAGGCAAAUGGCGGUAACAGUCACGAGACGGCUUUAAAUGGUAAAGCAGCAACACCAAUUAACGACUACAAUUCCGGUACUUUUAUGAAACUGAAAACCUACUUGCUGGCGCUGCGUCCUUGGUCGCUGUCCGCCAGCUUGGUGCCCACAUUGCUGGGCUCUGCGUUGGCUUACCGCUCGCAGUGGUCAGCGGACUUCUCGCUGGUCACGUUCUUUCUCACCGCAUUCACAGUGGUCACCGUGCACUGUGCUGGGAAUGUGGUCAAUACUUACUUUGAUUUCAUCAAAGGCAUCGACAAACAAAAGGCUGACGAUCGCACACUGGUCGAUCACAUACUCACAAAGGAUGAGGUGGUUUCACUUGGCGCUAUUUUAUAUUUGGCUGGCUGCGGUGGCUUUGUGCUUCUCGCCGUACUAAGUCCAGCUAAAAUGGAACAUUUGGCUUUAAUUUAUUUUGGCGGUCUAUCAUCGAGCUUCCUUUACACCGGGGGCAUUGGUUUCAAGUACAUUGCACUCGGAGAUCUGGUCAUUUUGGUGCUUUUUGGUCCCAUUUCGGUGCUGUUUGCUUUCAUGUCGCAAACAGGUCAUGUGGACUGGACUACGAUGGGCUAUGCAAUUCCACUCGCUCUCAACACGGAGGCAAUACUGCAUAGCAAUAAUACACGCGAUGCGGAAAGUGAUGGCAAGGCGGGCAUUGUGACUCUGGCCAUACUCAUUGGGCGCACUGCAUCGCAUGUGCUGUAUGCCAUGUUGCUAUUCACACCUUACUCACUGUUCUUCAUCUUUGGACUGAAGUAUUCGCUUUGGUUCCUGCUGCCGUUGAUAACGCUGCCGCAGGCAUUUCAAAUCGAGAAACGUUUCCGGGAUGAGCAGACGAUGCAUGUGGUGCCCAAGCAGACGGCGAAGCUGAACUUUUUCUUUGGCAUCCUCUACAUCAUUGCCUGUUGUUGUGCCCAACAGUUGCCGACGUUUGUUUGGCGCAAGCAUUAAAUGCAACAUUUUGGUGUGGAGAUGGCAACGUCUUUGAAACAGUUUUUGCAACAGUUUUAGGGAAUUUCAUUAGUUGUAAAUGUCUUGUUUUAUUUUUUUAAUUUGACUUUAGUGAAUUGUUUUGUAUGGAAUUUGUAAUUGUAUUUGCCUCAAGUUUGCAGUUGCACAAAAUGUUAAAAUGCUUUGCUAGUCUCCUAGUCUCUAAAACUAUCACUACAACUACAACUAAUACAAAAAGCUACAGCUAAAGCUAACUCUUAAUUAUUAUUACUAGAACUGAACAUAUCCCUCAGAAGCUCUCGACCCUUAAGAGCAUUGACUUAACUUGAUCAUACACAAACUUUCACUUUUAUUUAUUUCACCAGAAUCUUUGAAAUCGAAAUGUAUCAAAGCCUCUAGUUUUUAUAUAUAUAGUAUGAUAUGUACUUAGGUACACACUCUUCCUCUCGCGCGUUGGAAUAUUGGACCAAUAUCGUUAUAGCGUCGGCGUGUGCAACAAAAUAAUUAAAUCAUUAAAUGGCCUAGAUAUAUACUAUUACACAUACAUGAACUCACACUCACACAUAAAUAUACAUACUUAUACAUAUAUAUUCUAAAGUUAAUGUUACUUUAUAGAAAUGCUUGAAAAAUGUGCAAUUAAGUUUACGACGAAUGGACAAUGUUCGCUUUGCUUUUUGGUGUGCAGCAAUUGUUAGCGUUUUUACAUACAUACACACGCGCAUAUUUAUAUAUAUAUUUCCGCAUAUAUACAUCUCUAUAAAUAUAUAUAUUUAUAUAUAUAUAAUUAGAUCAUGUAAGCCCAGUGUCUAGAAGCAGGCUCAAGAGUGAGAAUAUAAACACAAAAAAGACAAAACUUCAUAUUUUAAAAUGAAACACAAAAAAAGAACAAGUAAAAUGAAUAAUGCAAAAUCGUAUAUAUAUUAUAUACAGAAUGAAUCGCCAGA
Messenger RNA from Drosophila nasuta, 2547 nucleotides. RefSeq names its product UbiA prenyltransferase domain-containing heix (gene heix). Gene Ontology annotation, biological process: vitamin K biosynthetic process; menaquinone biosynthetic process. The transcript has 2 exons. NCBI's taxonomy places the organism in Eukaryota, Metazoa, Arthropoda, Insecta, Diptera, Drosophilidae. Bases 518 to 1603 code for a protein of 361 amino acids. Gene Ontology annotation, molecular function: prenyltransferase activity. The record is from RefSeq and is a predicted model, not a curated record. Gene Ontology annotation, cellular component: Golgi membrane; endoplasmic reticulum.